Molecule: messenger RNA, 2106 nt
Organism: Microtus oregoni (creeping vole)
Lineage: Eukaryota; Metazoa; Chordata; Mammalia; Rodentia; Cricetidae
Gene: Utp6
Product: UTP6 small subunit processome component
Exons: 19
Coding region: 111-1904 (597 amino acids)
Biological process (GO): maturation of SSU-rRNA from tricistronic rRNA transcript (SSU-rRNA, 5.8S rRNA, LSU-rRNA)
Cellular component (GO): small-subunit processome; Pwp2p-containing subcomplex of 90S preribosome
Molecular function (GO): snoRNA binding; protein binding
Source: RefSeq, a predicted model, not a curated record
AGGCGGGACCUACGAAGCACGUUCAGUCAGUCACUAAGACAUCCCGGAGGCUGAGAGGUGGGAGCUUCUACGCGUGUUGGCCGCCCGGCGGCUUGUGAAGUUCCAGCCUCAUGGCGGAGAUAAUUCAGGAACGCAUAGAAGAUCGAAUCCCGGAGUUGGAACAGCUAGAGCGCAUCGGGCUCUUCAGCCGCGCGGAAAUUAAGGCUAUCAUCAAGAAGGCAUCUGAUCUAGAAUACAAAAUACAGCGGAGAACCCUUAUCAAGGAAGACUUUAUCAAUUAUGUUCAAUAUGAAAUUAAUCUUUUGGAGCUGAUCCAGAGAAGAAGAGCAAGAAUUAAAUAUUCAUUUAAGAAGGAUGAGAUUGAAUAUUCUAUUGUACAUCGAGUACAAGGUAUCUUUGGUCGUGCUUCAGCAAAGUGGAAAGAUGAUGUUCAACUCUGGCUGUCCUAUAUAGUUUUUUGUAAGAAAUGGGGUACCAAAGCUCAACUUAGCAAGAUAUUUUCGGCCAUGCUUGCCAUUCAUUCAAACAAACCAGCUUUGUGGAUUAUGGCAGCCAAAUGGGAAAUGGAAGAUCGUUUGUCUUCAGAAAGUGCCAGACAGUUAUUUCUUCGGGCUCUACGAUUUCAUCCUGAGUGUCCUAAACUCUAUCAAGAAUACUUUAGGAUGGAGCUGAUGCAUGCCGAGAAACUGAGGAAGGAAAAGGAGGAAUUUGAAAAGGCUGCCAUGGAGAUGGGGAGUUUUGAUCAUCCUGAAGAAAUCCUUGAGGGCGAGUUGGCACGAAUCAUUUACAAAAAUUCUGUAAGCAAGAUUAAAGGUGCAGAAUUUCAUGUGUCACUUCUUUCAAUUGCACAACUAUUUGAUUUUGCCAAAGAUCUACAAAAAGAAAUUUAUGAUGACCUUCAAGCUCUGCACACCGAUGACCCACUCACUUGGGAUUAUGUGGCACGGCGAGAAUUAGAGAUCGAGUCCCAGCCAGGUGAAGAGCAGCCUGUAUCAAAGCAAGCCAAAGCCGUGGAAGUGGGCCGAAGGGAGGAAAGAUGCUGUGCGGUGUACGAAGAGGCAGUGAAGACUCUGCCUACAGAGGCCAUGUGGAAGUGUUACAUCAACUUUUGUUUGGAAAGGUUUUCUAAGAAGACCAGUAGUGUACCCCUCAGAGGACAGAGGCUGGAAAGAACCAUGCUUGCAUUCAGAAAGGCCCAUGAACUGAAGCUCCUUUCUGAAGCCCAGUACAAGCAGUGGGUUGACUUGUUAUUGCGCCAGGACCUCUUUAAAGAAGCUUUGCAGGUGGCAGAAGCUGGGACUGACUUGUUCAAAGACUCUGCAACAAUGUGGCAGAUGAAGCUACAGGUGCUCAUUGGGUCAAAGAGCCCCGAUGUAGCUAUGCAUUUUGAAGAAGCCUUUGCACACCUCAAACCCCAGGCUUGUCUGCCCUUGUGGAUUUCUUGGGCCGAAUGGAGUGAAAGUGCUAAAAGCCAGGAGGACACUGACGCAAUCUUUAAGAGAGCUAUUUCAGCUGUCACAGGUGCCAGUUCAAUAACUCUGAAGGAGAAAUACCUGGAUUGGGCUUAUCGAAGUGGUGGCUACAAAAAGGCCAGAACAGUGUUUAAAAGUCUGCAGGAAAGCCGCCCGUUUUCAGUUGAUUUUUUCAGGAAAAUGAUACAGUUUGAAAAGGAGCAGGACCCCUGCAAGAUGGCAAACCUACGGGAAUAUUAUGAGAGGGCGCUGAGAGAGUUUGGCUCUACUGAUUCUGAUCUUUGGAUGGAUUACAUCAAAGAAGAAUUGAGCCACCCCUUCGGUAGACCUGAGAACUGUGGACAGAUCUAUUGGCGAGCCAUGAAAAUGUUACAGGGACAGUCAGCGGAGCUGUUUGUAGCUAAACAUGCCAUGCAUCAGGCUGGCCACUAGCGAAGAGUACUACCAAUUCAGUGAAAUUGUAUUGCAAGCCCCUGGGGUGGUUUGUAAUAUGAGUCAGUGUGUAUGAAUUGUUGAGACGUGGCAGACAGGGUAGCUGAUUGAUUUUGUGACAUACUUUAAUUUGGCAUUACUCUUUGGUUCCAGAGAAGAGAACUGUCACUGCCUGUUAAAUCUAAAAUACAUGGAGAUCAUA